CCAUUCGUUGGAAAUGCGUGACACUACGAGAAAUGAAUUAGCCGUUAGAAACCCAUUUUUGCCGACUUUUCCGCCAAUCACCUUCCAAUCAUGGCGUCCUUGACUCAGCUGCUUCUUCCCUAAACCCUAAACACAACCCCCCCCCCCCUCCUCCUCCAUUUUUCUUCUCUCUCCAUCAAUGGCGGAUUUCUCCUUCCUCUCCGACACUGACGAUUCCGCCGUCGAAGAUCUUCUAUCUCAAACCCAGGAUCUCUGCGUUCUUGAACAAAUCUCUGCCAUCAACUGCUCUUCCUUCACCCACUCCCAUCUUCCCACUGACCUUGAAUCCCGAUUCCGCAAGCUCAAAUCCUUCCCUGCUGCUAAAUCCGACACCAGGUCGGGUUUCGAUUCCAGGAAUAGUCCAUCUGUACACUCUGCCGAUGAGAAUUUGGGAGACGAUUUUGCUAUUUUUUCUCCUUCGAAACAGUGUAAUAAGAAGGAAGUAGGGUUUAGCCCUAAAUCUCAGUCGCAGCAUCUACCGGAUUAUUCAUCGGAAAUAGGGAACUCAACGUCUCCAAUGGAUAAUCAAAAUCGGAAAAAUGGAAGUUCCAGAUCGAAAUCGAAAUGUAGGUACGUUUCAUCUCCUUCGAAUUCUUCGUUUUCGUCCGGUGAAAUCGAUGAAAUAUCUGUACGGAAGAAAGAUGGCAAAAUCCGCUCCAAAACCAAGUCAGAAUCUGGAUACUCGGCUUCUCCGCCUCAAUCACCGCCGAGAAAAACCGGUUGUUUUUGGUGUUCACCGAAGAAAACUUCAGAGAAGAAGAGCAGCGGAAACAAAAUUCUGGAGAAUAGCCUUGGAUGGGGUAAGAACAAUGAAUUCCUUUCAGACUUGAACAUUUUUUCGGCAAAAGAGCAAGAGAAAAUUCUGAAAAAGGCAAUGAAAGAGGAAGAGAAGAUCAAUCGGGAGGCUGAGAAAAUUGUGAAAUGGGCAAAGCAAGCUUCUGCUAGGAUGAAUAUUUCAGACAUUGAAGACGAGCUUAGCGAUGAUGAAGAAAUAAAAAAAAGAGUAUGAAAUUCUGAUGCUAUUUAUGGUUAAUCUUGAUUCUUGUUCUUGCAUAUAAUCAACUAUAUAAAGUAUAUACACACAUGACUUGAGCCUUGAAGUUUCUCCAUAAUAUAUAUAGAAAAGAAAUGAAGUUUCUCCAUAGUAUAUAUAUAUAUAUAUAUAUAUAUAUAGAAAAGAAAUGUAGUAUGAAAUAUAUGUGUUUUGUUAGUGUACUGUGGAUGAGGGAAAUCUGGAAGAUAUGAAGCUGUGAUGGCAUGCCUGUUUUUUCGAAUUUCUUUGGAGUUUGGAAAUGGAGAAAAAGAAAGAUAUAGUUAUGUUUAUAUGAUCAUCAUCUUCUUUAA
Cucumis melo (muskmelon) is the source of this 1383-nucleotide messenger RNA. RefSeq lists its product as uncharacterized. The transcript has a single exon. The coding region runs from base 179 to 1048 and encodes 289 amino acids. Lineage: Eukaryota; Viridiplantae; Streptophyta; Magnoliopsida; Cucurbitales; Cucurbitaceae. The record is from RefSeq and is a predicted model, not a curated record.